Messenger RNA from Dichomitus squalens LYAD-421 SS1, 2301 nucleotides. RefSeq lists its product as uncharacterized. The transcript is spliced from 2 exons. The coding region runs from base 1 to 2301 and encodes 766 amino acids. NCBI's taxonomy places the organism in Eukaryota, Fungi, Basidiomycota, Agaricomycetes, Polyporales, Polyporaceae. The record is from RefSeq and is a predicted model, not a curated record.
AUGGCUACAGAGACCGCCGCAGCCUCAACAACGUCGCUCCAAGUUACCAAUGACGACGCCCGAGGGACACUGAUCGUGUCAGCUAGUACGGGAGCCACGCCAAACGGAACCGCCGAUGUUGAGCAGCUGCGCUGGGUGGGGUCCCAGUUCAUCUAUUUCCUCGACAUACCCUGUGUGGAGAUUUAUGCAUAUCCCUCUUCACCCUCUACAAGCAGCGACGAGCCGAACGAAACAGAAUCUGACGACCCGAGCGAGACAGAAUCCGAUGAACCGAGUGGGACGGACAGCUCCGACUCGAGCUCGCGACCUUGCAUACGAUCAGCGGAGUUCGUUCGCACACUGAUCGAAGGUGUCAUGGACAUGGAAGUUUCAAUGGACCAUCUGGAACGGCGAGACGAGGCCGAGAGGAAGAUCAUCUCCGGAGACAACCUCGCCCGGCUUCUCAUUCCCUGGGCCCGUGGGCUGCUACUCGAAAGGGAGCACCUUGCCCUCGAUCCAGUGCAUCUUGAACAUGGCCGAAGAGCGAAGAGUGUCCUGUUGAGAGAGAUCCAGGCGUUCGACGACGCUGCCCAACAGGUAUGUCCCCUAGACGACGAGGUUUUGUAUUCACUGGGGGCGUUCUUGAUAUGCGUAUCUAAAUGCGCGAGCGUGGCCUAUGGCGACGACAAAGCGUUUGGCUGGCUCGACAACACUAGGGUCAUGGAGGAUCUGUACUAUGUCGUCCGUCGGCGACUCGAAAGCAGCUGGGGAAGUUGGAUGGCCGAUGAGAUGGAACGGGUCCUCGAUGCGGGCAUACCCUUCAUUGCCUACGCGACUUCCUGCCAACCUACCCUGAACAAGGUCGCUACGCGGACGGGAAUUAUCAAUAUGGAUCGUGACCCCAAGAAUAUUCCCCAUGUCGCACCCGGGUGCACAUGUGCCCUCGUCAAGCCCUCCAUGGACGCCGUGCGCACGUCGUACUCAGAAGAUGACGUGCCUGCAGUCAUUUUCGACGGAAACGGACUCACCGUGCGCCCUGCAUCGAAGGGCCCUUAUGUCGCAAUUUCCCACGUAUGGGCGGACGGCUUAGGCAGCUCGACCGAGCACGGGCUCCCCCUGUGUCAAGUCGCGCGACUCGACGCUCUCGUCCGGAAGCUCGUCCCGGAUGGCGCGUUCUGGCACGAUGGACUGUGCGUCCCGUCGCCGAAGACGCAGAGACCAACCUGGCAACGCGCGAUCAGGCUCCUCGCGCGAAUCUACGCUGGGGCAGACAAAGUCCUUGUCGUCGAUGGCGGCGUCCGUACGCAGUGCUCGCUGGCGAAGCCUGUCGAGGAGUGCUUGCUGAGGAUCGCGACGUCGGGCUGGGCGCAGCGCAUCUGGACGCUUCAGGAAGGAGUGCUUGCCCGCGAGCUCUACUUCGAAGUUGCGGACGGCUUCAUCGACUGUUCGCACUUCGACGGCGACGCGUCUUUCAUCACCUCCUGUCUCAUCCCCACCCUCCGAUAUCGUCGCUACGACGGCGAUUCCAAGUUCCAGCGCCGCCUGUCGCAGCGACCACGCUGCAGUCUGAACGACCUCAUCCGGCUCAUGCGGUUGCGCUCCGUCACCUGCCCCGAAGACGAGCCUCUGGCAAUCGCGGGGCUGCUUGGGAUCGAUGCAGCACCGCUCGCAGAGAUCCGAAAUGGAGAGGAGAGGAUGAGAGCGCUCCUUCUGGAGGUCCGGGAAGUGCCCCGGAACCUCUUCUUGUUCGGAUGGUCCGCCAAACGGCUCUCGAUACCGAACUUCACCUGGGCGCCUGCAUCGCUCACGGCGGUGUACUGGCCUGGAGAACGGGACGACGUCGCGAUCUGCACCGAGGAAGGGCUUCUGAGUGACGUGACGGUGGUGCGCUUCCCCAGUACGGUGGGGCAGGUCUGCGGGAUGCUUCGAGUCGUCGAUACCGUCGAAUCGACCUUCCAGGAAGCGCGUUCUGGAGAGCGUGACUCAGGAGAAGAAUUCCCCCAGGUCUUCGACGCGAAUGGCACCGCCUACUGCGAGCUCGAGCUGUCGCCUCGUGUCAACUCCGAAGUCAUCUUCAACGGGUUCUUAACGAACUGUAAGCCGGAGGCUCUAGUGCCGAUUCGAGAGUACGCUGUCGCCAUCGUGUACAUCGAAUCGAUCUCGUAUCAAGCUACUCUCGGAGGGGACACCAGACUUCGUUGCAAGUAUGUUGGGCCGGGCAGGGUGAAAUGGUCUACAUCGGUGGCCGGAUCAGUUGUAUCGUUGGGUGAGGGUGCUUCUGUGCAGGCCACCGUCGAGAUGACUGCGGUGCGGGUGACUUGA